ACUUUGCCUCCGCGCUCCGCCUUUUUUUUUUUUUUUUACAACAACCGGCGCUCCGCCUCGGCUCCUCCUUUGACCUCCAACUCCGGCGGCGCCGUACGUCGCAGCCGCACGCCACCCGGAAGGACCUACAUGGGGCGGCCGGCGCGCUCCCGAUCUCCGGCCAUCGAGCCGCCUCCGGAGGUCACUGGCCUUCGCUCCUCCAAGAUCUCCUUCCGCUCCCGUAAGAUUGUCAAGACACCAUCCGCGAAACCUUUGGCCACGACCGCCCUCGCACCACUGCCGCCGGCACCUCCGCCUCCAGUGCUUCCUGCGCUGUCGUCCCCCGGAGAGCUUGCGGCCGCGCUGAGCCACCUCCAAGCCGCGGACCCCCUCCUCGCCGCGGUCAUUGCCUCCACUGAGGCGCCCACCUUCGCCGCCACCCCCUCCCUCCCCGCGUUCCACUCCCUCGCGCGCUCCAUCCUCUACCAGCAGCUCGCGCCCUCCGCUGCGGAUGCCAUCUACGCUCGCUUCCUCGCGCUCCUCCCCUCUGCUUCGGCGGCGGCCGCGAACGUAGCCGCUGACGCGGUCACAGUCACACCCGCCGCCGUCCUUGCCCUCGCCGCCGCCGACCUGCGUACCAUCGGCGUCUCCGGCCGUAAGGCAUCCUACCUACACGACCUCGCGGCCAGAUUCGCAGCCGGGGAGCUCUCUGACUCCGCCGUCGCUGCCAUGGAUGAGGCUGCGCUCCUCGCGGAGCUCACCAAGGUCAGAGGCGUCGGCGAGUGGACUGUCCACAUGUUCAUGAUCUUCUCACUGCACCGCCCCGACGUGCUGCCGUGCGGCGACCUCGGUGUGCGCAAGGGCGUGCAGGAGCUGUACAAUCUCAAGGGGCUCCCCAAUCCGGAGGAGAUGGUGGCAUUGUGCGAGCGGUGGAGGCCGUACAGGUCAGUCGGCGCGUGGUACAUGUGGCGCCUCAUGGAGAGUAAGGGCGCUGCGGCCAAGAAGAAGAAUAAGGGUAAUGCGAGUUCUUAGCUAGGUGCGUAGAUCUCACAAAUCACAAUAGGGGGCAUUCUGCUUCUGGCCCACCUGCGUUUUUCACACAACCGAGAUGGCGCUGACCUGAUCUGGAGUUCUGUACAACCCAUUUCAGCAGCACACUGAAUCUAACAAUGCCAAUGGUUUAUUUUGCGUGCAUGUCGCUGCUCUCUGAUGCACAAGCACUGAUCAUUUCAGCCCCCUGAGACCUCUGCAGGAGUGCCUCCUUUUUACUGCAAAAAAAGGACUUUGCAUGCCAACAUAUCACCUCAUCUCUGGCAUAUUAGCAUUCAUGCACAUUAGUCCUUUUGAAAUAGCAACGCAAUAUCCUGUGUUCGAGCAUGCACAUGAGCUUGCAUUCAUGCACGAAAGACUAUAGGGGUGAUUAGUAAUAUAUAACUUCUAUAUAUGGCUCAAGUUCUGAUCAAACAUAUACU
This is a messenger RNA of Sorghum bicolor (sorghum), 1451 nucleotides long. RefSeq names its product probable DNA-3-methyladenine glycosylase 2. Bases 130 to 1011 code for a protein of 293 amino acids. Gene Ontology annotation, molecular function: DNA-7-methylguanine glycosylase activity; alkylated DNA binding; DNA-3-methyladenine glycosylase activity. NCBI's taxonomy places the organism in Eukaryota, Viridiplantae, Streptophyta, Magnoliopsida, Poales, Poaceae. The record is from RefSeq and is a predicted model, not a curated record. The transcript is spliced from 2 exons. Gene Ontology annotation, biological process: base-excision repair; base-excision repair, AP site formation; DNA alkylation repair. Gene Ontology annotation, cellular component: protein-DNA complex; nucleus.